UUACGUAACAGGAAGUAAAGCGACUCCAACAAAACCGCGCGUGGUUGAAAUCCUUAAACAGAAGCGCGUCGCCUUCCAUUCGGCUGCAUCCGAUAAAUACGCAACGUAUGUGGUGGAUCAGUAACAUUAGUUACACGACAACCUCAACGACGAAAGAGAUAUGGCCGUCGUUGAGAAAGAAAAACAAAGAUGUGGAGUUAUCUUUAUUGCCAAGAUCUUGGGUUGUAUAAUGGCGGUCAGUACACGUGGCAAUCCAGCAGACCCAACAACAACCCCCAGCUUCCGGUUUUGUGAUUGCAGUGGGAAAAUGUCUGCAAGGACCACAGCAGCAAAGUACGUGAAAGAAAAGGACCGCAGUCGUCGACGACUGGAACAUCUUUGGCUGCAGCCUUAUGUUGUGUUGCGCAGAGCAGACAUCAGUGAAGCUAUUUGUCCUAAGCAGGAGGAGCCGGACCGCACUCGCAUUAAAGAGGAAGAUGUGGGCAAAGAGGUCCACCACUUCAAUGAACAAAUGGAGCAGAAGUUUCUUUGCACUAAAAAAGAGGAGGAAGAGCCGGAGCGGCCUUGUCAGAAAGAGGACGGAGAGGACUCCUGCGACAUCAAAAAGGAGGAGGAAGAUACCUGCGAGAUGCCAUUGACUGGUGUACUUGUGAAGCGUUUAGAUGAGGCUCAACGUGAGGUGAGCAAAGGAGCGGAGCCUCCAAGCUGCAGCUCAAGUCCACAUAUGACCAGAGAAGGUGAUGGAGACCACUGUGGGGAAUCACAAGCAGCUCCACCAUCAGAUAGUGAUGACGUGUUGUCACAUGUUAAAGCUGAUGAUGAUGACGAUGACUCUCAAAACAAACACAAGCAAUGUUCUCACUGUGGAAUUUGUUUUGCUCAUAGCAGUAGUUUGAAACAACACAUGAGAAUGCACACAAGAAAGAAAAACUUUUCCUGUUCAGAUUGUGGCCAAAUGUUCUCUCAGAGGAGACAUUUAAAUACGCACACAUUAACCCACACUGGCGUGAAACCUUUUUCAUGCUCAGAUUGUGGCCAAAAGUUCUCUAAGAGGGGACAUUUGAACAGGCACACAUUAACCCACACUGGCGAGAAACCUUUUUCAUGCUCAGUUUGUGGCCAGAAAUUCUCUCAUAGGGUAAGUUUAAAUAUGCACACAAGAAUCCACACUGGUGAGAAACCUUUUUCAUGCUCAGUUUGUGGACAAAAGUUCUCUCGGAGGGGACAUUUAAACAUGCACACAUUAACCCACACUGGCGAGAAACCUUUUUCAUGCUCAGUUUGUGGCCAAAGGUUCUCUCAGAGGGGAAGUUUAAAUACGCACACAAGAAUCCACACUGGCGAGAAACCUUUUUCAUGCUCAGUUUGUGGCCAGAAAUUCUCUCAUAGGGUAAAUUUAAACACGCACACAAGAAUCCACACUGGUGAGAAACCUUUUUCAUGCUCAGUUUGUGGCCAAAAGUUCUCCUGUAGGCAAAGUUUAAAUAUACACACAAGAAUCCACACUGGCGAGAAACCUUUUUCAUGCUCAGUUUGUGGCCAGAAAUUCUCUCAUAGGGUAAGUUUAAACAUGCACACAAGAAUCCACACUGGUGAGAAACCUUUUUCAUGCUCAGUUUGUGGCCAAAGGUUCUCUAAGAGGGGAAGUUUAAAUAUGCACACAAGAAUCCACACUGGUGAGAAACCUUUUUCAUGCGCAGUUUGUGGCCAAAAGUUCUAUCACAGAGGAAGUUUAAAUAUGCACACAAGAAUCCACACUGGCGAGAAACCUUUUUCAUGCUCAGUUUGUGGCCAAAAAUUCUCUCAGAGGGGAAAUUUAAACACACACACAAGAAUCCACACUGGCGAGAGACCUUUUUCGUGAUCAGUUUGUGGCCUAAAAUUAAGUCAUAAGCAUCACUUAAACAGGCACACAAGAAUCCACAUUGGCGAGAAACCUUUUUAAAGCUCAGUUCGGCCAAACAGUCUCCCAGGGUAAACUUAAUCAGGCACGCAGGAGCCAAAGAGUCUCUGUUAAGAAUUUCGAGUGUUUUGGAGAGAUGAGCAAUGAUCCAUGAAGUUCUCACCUUCUUUUUGAGCAGACUUUAUGAGUUUAUGCAUCAAUGAUAGUUCUAUUCUAGUAUGCACCUUUUGAUUGAGAUGCUGAAGUUUAUUUUGUUUUUAGUUGUGUGUUCAUAUUUAGGGCAAGUUGCUUGGUUCUUAUUAGUGUUGGUUCAGGAUUUAGUUUUGUUCAGCUUUUCAUGUUCAUGCCUGGAAAGCGGACUUUAAACCGAUGAUGAUGUGGAUAAGAAAAAUGAAAUAUUGUUGGAUAUCCCCCAUUUUUCUUCAACUGUCUUUUUUGUUACUUUACCUUACUAAUAACAUGUUAAAAUGUACUCGAGAUGUAUUAAGACAUUUCAUUAAAGAGUGUUUUACCUCACAGUA
Messenger RNA from Syngnathus typhle (broad-nosed pipefish), 2424 nucleotides. Its product is annotated as gastrula zinc finger protein XlCGF57.1-like. The transcript has 4 exons. Bases 161 to 1864 code for a protein of 567 amino acids. Gene Ontology annotation, biological process: negative regulation of transcription by RNA polymerase II; regulation of cytokine production; regulation of immune system process. NCBI's taxonomy places the organism in Eukaryota, Metazoa, Chordata, Actinopteri, Syngnathiformes, Syngnathidae. The record is from RefSeq and is a predicted model, not a curated record.